GGUUCUGACAGCAGCGGUAGGUGGACAGUUCGACCCCUGAGGAUUAAGCUCACUCUCUUUGUGUUUUCUCACCCCCCCCUCCCCGCAGUGAACGAUUUCACCGUCAUCCGGAAGAAGUUCAAGUGUCCGUACUGCAGCUUCUCUGCCAUGCACCAGUGCAUCCUGAAGAGCACAUGCGCUCCCACACCGGCGAGAGGCCGUACCCCUGCGAGAUCUGUGGCAAGAAGUUCACCCGCCGCGAGCACAUGAAGAGGCAUACGCUGGUGCACAGUAAGGACAAGAAGUACGUGUGCAAGGUGUGCAGCCGCGUGUUCAUGUCGGCCGCCAGUGUUGGCAUCAAGCACGGCUCCCGUCGCCACGGCGUCUGCGCAGGACUGCUCCGGGCGGGGCAUGGCCGCCCUGCUGGACCAGAGCGGCGACGGGGGCGAGGAGGGUUCCCCCGAGGAGGACCUGUACCCAGGAGAUCACCGCUUUCCGGACGACCCCACCGACGGCGACGAGGAGAUGCUGGCCGACGGGGAGAUGAUGGGGGACGUGGACGGGGACGAGGAUGGCAGCAAGUGGAAGAACCACUCAGGAAUGUCUCACCGGACGCCAUGUUAGACAAUGACAAGGAGGAGAGCGAUCGGCACAGGAAGGGGAGAACCACGCUGGUAGUGACAAAGAUUUCACCGGGAUCUCUUAGUCCAGCUCUUAUUUUUGGGUGGAAUCUCAAAUUCGUAUGAUAAGAGCCCCAGGGCUGAGGAGAAGACCCCACAACGUUAGAGACCACGCCAGGUGCGACAUCUCAUCUGCGUCGGUGGAGAUGCUGGCUACUUUCAGUUCGUUCGUUUCUGUUGUUUUUUUUCCGAAGAAGUGUUCCGUGGAGAGUCAGAUAGGUGAUGCUGAGCGUCGCUCCGGCAUUUCGCGUCGCGCCGGCCCCGGAGGCUUUUCACGUGUCUUCUGUGAACGCGGGGCUUCGCCGUCGCCGGUCGCGGAGAGAUGACGCUUUUACUUUUUAAAACGAGAAGCGCGCAGCCCGGCGGCCGUGCAGUAAGCCGUCCCCCGAUACGAGGGUGUGUUUGUAUUGCAAAACUGUAGGUGUCUGGUAAUUUUCAGCGGUUUUACGCACGUUGUCUUGCUGAAAACUGCCCCAGAUUUGCACUUUAACGUCAAACAGAUUCCUAUCAGUUCCUAGAUUCCGUGGUUUACAUUUUAUUUUAAUUACACUGAGGACUAGGUUACCACGCCAACCUUAAGGAUAUAUGUCCUAAUGACUGUUAUCUAUAUUUCUGCAGAUUUGCCUUUUUAAACGUUUUUUUCCUCUGCCAGAAUCUGCCAGAUUUCGCGGUUCUAUUAAUUGCUAUUAAGGAACGUGGAAAAAUACAUUUGUAAAUACAAAUAUUAUGCAGUGAAGAUCAGCGGUGACAGACAUGAGGAGUUUUUUUUUUGCUCCUAAGCUGGUAUGAUGUGUACCAGGGGAAAAGAGAGGGAAAUGUGAGAGAGACAGAAAGAGAGAUGGGGAGAUCUGAGAGCAGUAAUACCCAUGCACUCCUUCGUUCUGUGGCAAUUGGUCAUUAGAUGGAAGAUGAUGGCUGCUCUUAAUCUGUUUGUUUUGUUUUCCAGACGGACCACAGUCUCCAUCCCGGUGAAGGGGGAGGGUAAGGGAAUACUAAAUUUGCCUUUAACCUCUCACACUCCACCCUUUUUUUUAACGUGGGAGGGUGGGGAGGGGGGACGGAGGAGUGGAGGGUCCAGAUCAGCUGCGGUCCCCCCAGAGAUCGCUGGCUCACAGAAAUGUGGGCGCCAGUCCCGUUUUCUGUAGAGACUCGUUUAAUUAUCUAAUAUUCUUCCUGUCUCUCUCCCCGGUUCACUCUUCUGGGGGUGUUUCGGUGUUCCUCGAUAAAGAACGCAAAUGUUCAUGGACCUACUAUUUUUUACUCACUUAAUUUUCAUAUUUACGUUUGUUGUUCAGAUAUGCACCUGUUUAUGUAUUUUUUAUGGGGGGG
Brienomyrus brachyistius is the source of this 1988-nucleotide messenger RNA. Its product is annotated as zinc finger and BTB domain-containing protein 46-like. The transcript has 2 exons. Gene Ontology annotation, cellular component: nucleus. The record is from RefSeq and is a predicted model, not a curated record. Bases 174 to 725 code for a protein of 183 amino acids. NCBI's taxonomy places the organism in Eukaryota, Metazoa, Chordata, Actinopteri, Osteoglossiformes, Mormyridae. Gene Ontology annotation, molecular function: RNA polymerase II cis-regulatory region sequence-specific DNA binding; DNA-binding transcription factor activity, RNA polymerase II-specific. Gene Ontology annotation, biological process: regulation of transcription by RNA polymerase II.